Somion occarium is the source of this 823-nucleotide messenger RNA. The record is from the annotation of a GenBank genome assembly. Lineage: Eukaryota; Fungi; Basidiomycota; Agaricomycetes; Polyporales; Cerrenaceae.
CCGCCGCUAUUUGCAAACUUCCUCUUACACGUGUUCAUAUCCGCAGGUGCAGUCGUCAAAUCAAGUCUUCUGAACUUCUUUACAAGGAAGUAGAUGUCACACGCUCAACUGUCUAGAAGGCUGUCGUCGUACUUGCCAGUAAACCGGUUUUCGAUCCUAUAAGAGAUCGCCUGGGUGUCAGCACGCAUUUCGCGCAAUGCGAUUUUACUGACUUAAGCAUCUUGGAAGCGUUCUAUGAGAGUUUAGAAGGGAGCCUGAAGAGUCAGCUAACAGAGAGUGGCUUAUACAUGGGCACCAGCUUGCGGGAGCUUGUACAUACGUUCCGCAAAAGGACGCUUGUACUGCUCAAGACACUCAUAAUUCAGAAGAAGAUUAUGUUCUAUGGUCAUCCCGUCGAGGAGUUGUGUACGUACCAAUAUUUCCUCGUUACUCUCAUUCCAGGUCUUCUGCACAACCUAGACGACAGUGGAUCACCUCCACUGGAUUCACGAGCGCAGGCUCUACAACGUCCCACGGAGCUGAAGACUAGUGAUCACAACAGUAUGCGGGCGUUCGUCGGCUUGCCUCUCGAGUUGUUCGGCAAGGACGCGUUCUUCCAACCAUAUCCACCGUUACAACAAAUGGACUUGUUGAAGGACACGAAGAGUUGGCUUUGCGGAACUACAAACUCUAUCGUAGCCCAGCAGAAGGAGGUCGAUCUCCUCAUCAACAUUGAGACCAACACCUUUGAAUUCCGGGAUCCGAGACUCGAGCGAUCGGCAGGCUUGACGGCUGCCGAUCGUAAGGGGAUGGAUGGAUGAUAUCGCCAAGGCCGUCAACGACG